Molecule: messenger RNA, 1223 nt
Organism: Hyposmocoma kahamanoa
Lineage: Eukaryota; Metazoa; Arthropoda; Insecta; Lepidoptera; Cosmopterigidae
Gene: Elp5
Product: elongator complex protein 5
Exons: 1
Coding region: 121-882 (253 amino acids)
Biological process (GO): tRNA wobble uridine modification
Cellular component (GO): cytosol; elongator holoenzyme complex; nucleus
Molecular function (GO): tRNA binding
Source: RefSeq, a predicted model, not a curated record
UACCAAAAAAACACGAACUUUUGAGGUUAUUUACCAAUAUAGUACCAAGUUAAUAAGUUUCAUUCGCCACGAAAAUUGGACUGGUUCUGAUUCACUGUUUCCGCGUUUUUUAUUCAAAAAAUGGCCUUAUUGAAGUUAAGAUCAGCACCAACAGUGUUAAUAGAGGAUGAUGGUAACAAAAAUAUCAUACCACUGCUCUCGGCUCUAACGCAACAUGAAAAGAAUUCUAUCAAUAUGUUUUGCUACGAACAACCUAUUUCAAAUUGGAGAAAAGUUUUCAGAGAAAAAUCCAACGUUCUAUAUCAUGAAGAAUUUCAACCCGAAUGUUACGAAAAGUAUACAAAUACAAAAGGUACUGUAAUACUAGAUUCAGUAAAUCAAAUGGCACUCUGUCUAACUUUGAAUGAAACUUUGAAAUAUUUGAAAAAACUAAACAAUGAUUCUAAUGUACUUCAAAUAAUAUUAAUACUGCACAAAGAUUGUCUCUCACACUUUUCUAAGUUACAAGCAUUUUUAAAUCAUUUAUCAAACGCUAUAGUAUCUUAUGAUCCAAAAGAAUCAAAUAAAGUUAGAGUACAACUUAAAAAGAGCGGGAAAAUUGUGAAAACUGAAGAAAUUUUAACUUACAACAUUCAGACGUCAACAUUGAAAUCAUUGCCUAUAAUAAAGGAAGAAAAGAGAGAGGAUGAACCAGAGAAACCUUUGCCAAGCAAUUUAUCGACAUUUAAAAUAGAAAUAGAGCAAACAGAUAAACUUGAAAAGUAUAAGCUGAAGCUUCCGUAUAUGAGUAAGAUCAAUGAGGGAGUGAGCAAGGUGUAUUAUGAACCUGAUGCGGUUGAUGACUGGGACGAAGAAGACCCAGAUGAGGAUCUGGAUAUAUAAUGAACUUGUGAUACAACAUGUUAUUGUUGUAUGUUUUGUUUAUAGAUUGUAAUUGCUGAGUGUGCCCCGGUGAUUAUUCUGUAAAUAUAAGAGAUAUCAAAAACCUUUAAACUGAUAUUGAAAGUACAUAUUAUGUUAUCUAAUGAGUAUAACAACAUCAAUAGCUUCUUAAUAAUAAAACAAGAUAUAGCAAAAAUUUGAAUGUUAAACUCUUUUGUACAUUUAAUAUGACAUUUGCAGAAUAAAAAUUUGGUACUUAAUUGAAAAUAAAUAUCACUUGUUUUUAUUUAAUUAAAAGAUCUGUGAAUUUAUUGUUAUCUCUUAAAGUAGUGAAUUAAAGC